CGAUGAUUAUACCGGGGGGAUGAAAAGAUUUGUCGUAUUGCGAAUGCAAAAAAAGACACGAAGAGAGAAGAGAUUGGAGGGGGGAGCGCGUGGAACGGUGCCGCCCUUGCCGAUUGGUUACGUCACUUCCAGGCGUGAUGGAGUAUCGUGUGUGAUGUGCGUGUGCUGAAAAUGGCCGCGUAUAUCGAGGUCUUCUGAGUUUACUGAUCCACGGCCGAUAGUUUUGCACGCUUAACUUUAUCUAAUAGACGUUAGGGUAAUCUAUAACAAGACCUGUUGUUGGUACAUAUUAAAUGUUCGAAGAAAUGAUUGUCGUGCCUUUUUACAUUAAGGUAUAACAAAUAUUUGCGCGUUUAUAAAGAUAGAUAGAGAGCGAGAGAGCGAGAAAGAGAGAGAGAGAAAGAGAGAGAGAGAGAGAGAGAUAUCGAGAUAUCUCAUUCGUGUACAUGGAACUUGUGUUUCCUUGGAUCCUCGACUCGUGAAAGAAGGAAGGUGAGAGACGGAGGACGUAUCGCAUAUUUUCAUCCCACGAACGUGUUUUCCUCUUCUGUUAACUUCUAUGGCCAACCAUAUCAAACCUGCUACAUUUUAAUAAUGGGUUGCAUUUUCAAUAUGGAUAGUUAUGUUAGUUUAUACCAAGGUACUCAUUAAUAAAUGAGUGAAAUUAUAGUUUAUCAAGAUGCGGGAGAGGUCUGUUAUGAUCCCCUGGUAUCCAGUGGGGAUCUAAAUUAAACGACAUAGCAAAAAAAUAAAUUGAUUGCUAUAUUAAUCAAGAUGAAAAUGGAAGUAAAAUCAUAAUAUUCAGUCUUUAAAGAAAUGAAAUCUUUAUGUACUGAGUGAGAAUUAUACUUUCAUGCGAUAUUUGUAUUAAACUUUUUGUGAUCAUAAUAUACAUAAUUUAUGUACCAAGUAUUUGAACUGUGUAUAGACAUAAUGUAAUUAUAGUGCAAGUUAAGUUUAUAUACAAGUGUGUUGAUAAAGAAAGUCAUUAUGUCGUUUUUAUCGAAUUUAAAGAAGGCAUUCCACUUCGGUGGCAAUGAUGCGAAAAAGAAAAAGUUAUAUAAUAAUAUUAAAAUGGAUUGUAACCCGGAAGAAUUCUGGGAAAUGGUUGGUGAACUUGGAGAUGGGGCAUUUGGAAAAGUUUACAAGGCACAACAUAAACAAACUCAUCAAUUGGCUGCUGCAAAAAUGUGUGCAUUGGAAGGAGAAGAUGAUCUUAGCGAUUUCAUGAUUGAAAUCGAUAUUUUGUCCGAAUGUAAACAUCCAAAUGUUGUUGAAUUACAUGAAGCAUACUUUAUAGAAGGCAAAUUGUGGAUGUUGAUUGAAUACUGUGAUGGUGGUGCUGUAGAUUCUAUUAUGGUAGAGUUGGAGAAAGCACUGACAGAACCUCAAAUAUCAUAUGUGUGUCAACAUAUGGUAAAGGGUCUGGCAUUCUUACACAAAUCCAAAGUUAUUCAUAGGGAUUUAAAAGCAGGGAAUGUUUUGUUAACAAUGGCAGGAGGUGUCAAACUUGCUGAUUUUGGGGUAUCUGCAAAAAAUAAGCAUACAUUACAGAAACAUGAUACAUUCAUUGGUACACCAUACUGGAUGGCACCAGAAGUUGUAUUAUGCGAAACAUUUAGAGAUAAUCCUUAUGAUUUCAAAGUGGACAUUUGGUCCCUUGGCAUAACUCUUAUAGAGUUUGCGCAAAUGGAGCCACCAAAUCAUGAAAUGUCUCCAAUGCGUGUGUUACUUAAGAUACAAAAAAGUGAUCCACCAAAGCUUGAUCAACCUGGAAAAUGGAGUAAAGAGUUUAAUGAUUUUAUUGCAAAAGCGCUUAUAAAGGAUCCAACAUCACGACCUACAGCCGACGAAUUGUUAAAACAUCCAUUUAUAAAUCGAAAUUUAGAUUCUAAACCAAUAAGGGAUUUAUUGCUUGAAUAUAAAGCUGAUGUUGUUGAAGAGGAACUUGUUGACGAAGAAGCUGAGGAGCAACGUACAUCUCAGCUUCCUUUGGAAUUGGAACAACUCGGAGAUGACUCUGCAUCUAUGCGCAGUGAUGGCGAUGUUAAAGUUGCCGAGAAAGAAAAUCUUACACCGUUACCUGUAUCCACGAAAAAAGAGGAUAGUCACAAACGGGAGAUGAAUAGAGAUGGCGAGAAAGAAGAUAGAAGUAAGAAAUUGCGUAAAACUGAAUCUAAAGAAAAUAUGCACGCAUUAAACGAGAAAAAACAGGCACCAAAACCUCCAGCUACAGCUGAAAAUAACGAGCGUAGGAUAUCUAGAGAUAAAGGUCCUGCGCCUCCACCUCCGUCGGUUCGUCAAGAUAACAAAAAUGAUGAAAAAGAGAAUUGUGCCGAUCUGGCAAACAAAUCUAGUGCCAUGGAAUCGUUAGGUCAAAAUAAAGUUAAGGAUGAUAAACAAGAUCGUAAUUUAUUAUCAUCCCAAUCGGUAGGAGUAGAAAUGGAGCAGCAAAAACCAAAUACUAAAGAUCAGAUAAAAAUAGGACCCUCAAAUAAGAACGAUGAGUUAGACAACGUAGAUAAAACUAAUGCAACAGAAACUGUUGACAAAGCGCUAUUUGCCUUGAGUAAAUCUAAAAGUAUCGAAGGAAAACAAAAAUUAAUUGACAAUGUAAAUAUAUUAACCAAAAAAUCAAGUAUGGAUGAAAACCGAAAGUCAGCUCCUAUCAAGUCAACUUCAUCGGAUGAAUGGGUAAAACCAGUGUAUAAUAAACAAUCGUCCCUCGAAGAGAAGAAUAGGUUCCAAUCAGAAACUUCGAUGGAGGAACAACGUAAACAUGAAAAAUAUUUAAUUGAAGAUAAUCUAAAAAAUUUGGAACAAAAACGAAAAUCCGUAGAAGAUAAAUUGAAUGCGGUUUUAGAAAAACGUAUUACCAUGGAUACGCAAAAGAGGAUAAGUACUACGUCGAUUGAAACAUUAAAGCAUACGUCUGAUAUAACGAGCGUUACGUUAUCAGAAAAAAAUAGUAUGAAAGCAAGUUCUACGGAGAAUAUUAAGACGGAUUAUGGUCUGAAUAAAGUCGAAAAUAUUUUGACCAGUCAUAGCGAAGGUUCUUCUAGAAAUGAUUCUUUAGAAAACUUUCCCGAUGAUUUUGAUGGUAAACACCAGAGAACAAAAUGGUUAAAUAAGGAACACAGAUCGAAAGGAGAUAAUAGAGAGGAUAAUAAAAAUUAUGAGCGUCAAAGUUCUGCCGUUAAUGUAUCUGUAAUAACUUCGACGCCUAUCAGAAGCAGAAGUACAUCUCGAAGGAGUAGUGCAGACAAUAUAGUUGUUAUUACUGGUAAACCUCAAAGCGAACAAGAGGUACGUUCCAAUAGAUCAACCGUACGCAUUACAGCCGAUUCUCCAGAUCCAUCUAACAGUCUUGCAAGUAACGUGAGUCAAGUUACCGUUGUUACUACACAUCCUCCAGUGUUAGUAGAUGCAACAGCUACAACUCCUUUACUACGACGUUCCUCUCCUACAUCGGAGGUAGUUAUCGUUGCAAAUGAAACGAAUAAAACUCAAGUUAAUGAAAAUUCAACCGACGAGGACGGUUUCCCUAGUCUGGAUAGUUUGGAAUAUACUCCACAGGAGCAACCUAUUAUUCUUAUGGAUACUUCCAAACGUGUUGGUAAAAAGUUAGACGAGUCUGAAGUUAUUAUCGUCAGUCCUAUUGUUGACGAAUUACAAGAUACUAGUCAUGUCUCUGUUGUUACCGUGGGUGACGAUGGAGAACGAGUGAAAGAUUCGUCGAUAAGUAAUAAACAUAACGUCGUUAGAACUGGUUCUUCCCACAGCAAUUUAAGUUCGAUCGAACAAAUAAGUUCGAAGAGCGAUAGCGGCGAUGAAAUUAGCAAAACGUCAAUGGCAGUUCCAGGAACUACUACUGAAAUUAUGGAUCAUAAUGACGUCGAAAGAAAUUCGAAGAAGAUGAAUGGUAUGAUCAAAAGUGAAAGGUCGAUUGGUCAUCGUAUCGAAGACAGAGUCGUAACAUCGGCAAAACAAAAAGAUGAUUAUGUAAAAAGUUCGAAGGAGAAACGCGUGUCACCGGAUAGUUUUGAAGGAUCAAGGUCACAGAGUGAUUCAGGAUCAACGAGAUCGCAUACACCUAGUAAGAGUAUUGAUCGUUCCGAUGCCGAAUCGAUUUCUACGACGAUAAGUCAAGACAGUCGAGGUUCGAAUAAAGAAAAUCAUUUGUCCCACGUACAGUCUACGGAAGGUGAAGAGGAAGUUGUCCUACGUCGAAAAUCUGAUUAUAAUCGGGAUGUAUCGCGAACACCUAGAACGAAAGAAGAUAUACAAAUGAUGAAUUUGAAGAAGAAAACGAGAAAACGAACUAGGAAAUUUGAAAUCGAUGGUGUCGUUGUUACGACAACAACAUCGAAAGUAAUAUAUGGUGAUGAUGAAAAUGGUAAAGUCUAUGACGAUCAAAUAUUCCGGAAACAAGAAUUACGUGAAUUAAAGAUGUUACAAAAGAUGGAACAAAAGCAGUUUCAAGAUCUAUCCCAAAAAUCGCAAUUCAACAAAGAUCAACAAGAGAAACGGUUUGAACAGGAAAGACAAUUGUUGGAACGUGGUGCUGAAGGAGAUUUAGAAACGCUCGCUAGACAACAAAGGCAACAAAUUGAACGCGCAGAAGGUCAACAAGAAGCCGAUCUUAGAUUGGCAUCGAAAAAGAUUCGUAGCGAACAAGAGAGAGAAUUGAAACAAUUCCGUGAAGGUUUGAAACAGGAAUUGCGAUUGCUCAAACAGGAGGUUGAUUUAAUGCCUAAAGAAAAAAGAAAGGGAGCUUUUAAGGUAAGGAAGGAAAAGCUUGAGGCUGAACAUGAGGAUAGAGAAAAGCUUUUCUUAGAAAAACUUAACGAAAGUCAUGAAAUGUCAUUGCGAAGAUUAUCGGAUAGUCAUCGUGAAAAAAUUGCUUUAAUGGAGAGACAGUUUCUACAACAGAAGCAGCAAUUGAUGAGAGCUCGAGAAGCAGCUAUUUGGGAAUUGGAAGAACGACAGAUACACGAAAGACAACAAUUGUUGAAGAGACAGCUCAAAGAUAUUUUCUUCUUGCAGCGACAUCAGAUGUUGAUUAGACAUGAAAAAGAAUUAGAACAAAUGAAAAGAAUGAAUCAGAGGAAAGAAGACGAAUUGAUAAAACGUCAAACGGUAGAGCGUAGAAACUUGCCUAAAAGGAUUCGAAACGAAAUGAAAGCGCGCGAGAUGAUGUUUAGAGAAUCCAUGAGAAUUUCAAUGUCUUCGGCGAUUGCGUCGGAUCCUGAAGCUGAAAGAGAAAAAUUGAAGAAAUUCCAAGAGAAUGAGAAAAAGAGGUAUAGAGCUGAACAGCAACGAUUUGAAUUGAAGCAUUCACGACAACUCGAAGAAGUUAGAGCACAGAGUGAUGCUACCAUUAAGGAAUUGGAACAGCUACAAAAUGAAAAGAGAAAAAUGCUAAUGGAGCAUGAGACAUUGAAGUUAAAAGAACAAGAAGAAACGUACAGUAAAGAGCUUCGGGAGUGGAAGGCACAAUUGAAACCACGAAAACAGAAGAUAGAAGCUGUGCUGGCGGCUGAAAUGGAGGCAUUGGAAACUCGUUACCGAGAUUAUUUGCCCUCUGGUCUUAGUGGUUUCUCUUUACCUUCCUUUAAUUAUUCUGAUAUAUCACUUCCUAACAUCUUGCAAAAAUCUUGUCAUUUACCUCGAUCUACUCCAAAUUCUCCAUUUCCGUUUACUAUACCUAGAGCCUCUCUUAGAUUUACUGGUUCAGAUACUACUUCCACAAAUGGCACGCUUGUUCGAAGUCGUUCUAAACCAGAUUUAAUGCCAUCUCGUCUGUCCCAUAGAUAAUACUUGCCAACAUCAUAUAUCUCAUACAUUCUUCUUGUUUAUUGAUAAAUUUGGAAAUAUAAAUAUAAUGAAUAUAACUUCGUUUCGUUAAAUUAAAAUUCUUAGUAUGUUUUAUAACAUAAUCUGGUUACACAAGUAAAUGCACAAUAUAUAAUAUGAUAUAAAAUAACACAAUAUAAAUAAACAAUAUAGAACAAAGAUAAAGAUAUUUAUAUUUCCAAAUUAAUCUUAUUUCUGUUUUCAACAAUAUAACAUUCCAUGUGCUUUCUUUAUUGCUGUUUUCUUCAUAUUAUACACUUUAUAUGGAGUUGGUACUAAUGAGUAUACUUCAACUUAUGAAAUAGAUAUUGUUUAUAUAUAUAUAUAUCCAUUUAGAAGAUAUGCAUUAAAUAACCAUAUAUUUAUAUUUUGCUGCUAGCUUAUCAUAUAAAUUGUGAUAGAAUACGUUAAUAUAACUGUGGCCAGGCUUACGUAAUAUAUCAAAAUUUUGAAAAAGUAAGUAAAAGAAAAGAGAAUAAGUUUACACAUUAUAAUGACACAGGUACACUUAAGUAUCAUCUAAUGUAAAUUAUGAAUAAAUUCAAUACAAUAUUUAUGAAUAUUUACUGCAGAAAAUAAAAAUAAAUAUUCAAGUAUAUUCAAGUACCAAGAUUGGUAUGUGAUUUACAAUUUCAUUUGAUUAGUUAUUAUGUCAUUGAAAAUGUGCCUUGUAUCAUAGCUUCGUAGUUGUGUUUUCCAUUACAGCUAUAUUAUUAUUAUUAUUACU
Messenger RNA from Vespa mandarinia (Asian giant hornet), 6583 nucleotides. RefSeq names its product Sterile20-like kinase (gene Slik). The record is from RefSeq and is a predicted model, not a curated record. Gene Ontology annotation, molecular function: protein serine/threonine kinase activity; ATP binding. NCBI's taxonomy places the organism in Eukaryota, Metazoa, Arthropoda, Insecta, Hymenoptera, Vespidae. Gene Ontology annotation, biological process: protein phosphorylation.